GGCGGAGGCCACAUCCGGGGCCGCGCCAGUGUUAUGGCGGCCGCGACGGAGGGCAAAUAUGACGCAGCCAAUAUCCGCGAUGAACUUGCUAAUACCAAUGGGAAUUGUGUAGGAAAUGCCGUGAAGCUCGAGGAAGAGAGCGACACCACGCAAGUCGAGGGCCGAAUUGUUACGGGCCGAGAUAAGGAGAGUUUCAGGAAUUUCCCGGGAUUUGUGGAAAUGUCGUCGCCUGGCUCUUCAGCUUCGCUUGUAAAAAUGGAUUCAAAGUAUUCGCCAGAACCACCUUUAUGCAGUGCAGAAUCAGGCCCAUUGGAUACAAGUGAUCACCAUCACCACCACCACCAUAGGGAUCACCACCACCAUCACCAUCACAAGAAAAAGAAGCACAAGGAAAGAGAUAGAGAAAGGGUGCAUCAUAAGAAACACCGGCAUAGGGAUAAAGAUCGUGGCGGAGAAGCUCGUAUCAGAUGGAGAAGUGAGAAUGGGAGCAGUGGCAGCGGUACUCCUGAGCAUGAUGCUUCUGAGGAGAGGAGCUACACUCCCCCUAUGCACACAGACCUUCGAGUAGCAUCAAGACGAUGUCAGGGAUCCUCUGACGAUGGUGAUUCGUCAAGAUCCCUGUCUCUCACUCCCCCAAGACGUCCCGCUUCACCACAUACACGUAAUAAUAUAAAUGAUAGAAAUAAUCAGCAAAGCCCUCCGGAUUCCUCAAGAGUACCUCUGUUGCCUCACAGAUUGGGGAAUGCUUCUCCUUCAGCAUCACCACCAAGCCCUCCCAUUCAACCUACCUCAUCAGUCCCUUCACUUCCAAGAUCACCGGGUACUCCUCCAAUGUCAAGAUCGAGUUGUAUUCCUCCAAGAUCCCCAAGUUCUCCUAACCCUCUUAAGUCCCCAGGAUCUUCAUCCAUAACAUAUCCUUCCUUAUCCUUUUCUUACCCAGGGCACCCUGAAAACACUACUGCUACUAGAAUAUGUUCCACUUCAUCACCACCCUUUCCUCCAAGACCUCAUGAAACAUCUCUCAGACCUAAUUCUCCAACUCAUUCAUUAUCACCUGAAUCCCCAUGGUUCCUCAGAUCCCCAGGAACUCCACCACCCCCUCCAAGAUCACCGGAAAUUCCUCCACUUCCACCAAAGUCUCCUGAAACUCCUCCCCUUCCUCCGGGGUCUCCUGAAAGCCCACCACCACCUCCAGUAUCAAGAGAAAGUUCCCACAGACUAGAAGAAACUAAUUCCAAUUCAUAUAGUUGUGAAGGAAGAGGUUUAGGAACUUUGGAAGAUACCCCACCUCUUCCUCCCGUGUCUCCUGGUACUCCUCCACCUCUGCCACUACCCUCAGAAACCCCACCACUACCACCUACAUCCCCAGGAACCCCUCCACCACCUCAUAUGUCUCCUCAAAGCCCCAUAUGUCGAAAUUCAUUUAAUCAUUCUCCUCCAUCAUUUAAAAAUCUCCUUCCUUCAUUGUCACCAAGAGCAUUUUCACCAUCACAUACAGAAUCUCAUGAAAACUGUGCCAAUCCUGUUUUAAAUUCAGAUUCAUGCUUUAGGGAUAGUAUGCUUCAUGAGGACAACUCAGAAAGAGAUACGCCAUCACCAUUACCUGAUUGUACUUUUGAAUGUCCUAAAUCCCCGUCACCUCAGUUCGGUUCUCCAUCAUCAUCACGUUCACCCUCUCCAUCGCCAAUCCCAGUUGCAAGACCAAGAAGUCCACUCCAAUCUAUAGCACCCCUGCAGCAAUCAAUUAGAGUAGUUGCCCCUCCAAGUCCACCACCUGUUCCACUAAAAGCAGAAAUGUUAUCACCUAGGGUGCCUGUUCCUGACAUUCUUUCACCAACUAAUUCAGUUAAAACAGAUAUAAUGUCUCCACCCCACCAAAGUCCACACCAAGGUAUUCUUUCCCCAACACAUCCCACUAGAGCCAAGCUAGUAUCACCUGUUUCUUCUGUAUGUCCGAAAUCCCCGAAAGUUAGAAGUCCACCAAGAACACGUCCGAGAAGUCCUAUGGAUUUACCAGUUCCAAGGUGGAAACCAGAUCCAAUUAUAAGACAAAAAAGGGCAUCAGAGUCAAGAACAUCUGUAUCUUCUAUUUCUUCUGUGUCAUCUGUUACAGAAGUCAUUGUUGCAGUAACCCCAAGACCAGUUACAAUUCCUCCUACAGCAGAAAAGCUGCGCAGAUUCAGUGAAGAGGAGGGCCUUGACUUAAGGGAAAGAUCUGCUAGUGGAGAGGGGCAUGAUACGGCAGAGAGUGGUUUUGAUGAGGGGAGUGAUUUGUCUCCUGAUCACAAGCCAGAAGCCUCUCUUAAAGGUGAACCUCUUGAUGUGGAUUCAAGAUCUCAAGAUAUAAUCGAAGGGGAGGGAACGAAAAAGGAAGAUUGUGCAAAAAUAAAUUCUGAAAUCAUACCAAAGCUGGACUUCAAAAGUGAAGUAUUGGACGAACUUUGUAAAUUUGCUGAAGAGGGUGAUACAUCAAUUUACACAGGUCCACAAGGAAAGACAAUCAAAAUGGAGGAUGAGCAGGAUAUCAAAGUCCCCAAGGAUGAAGAUCAAAUACCAUCGCUGACAAAAGGGGAAUCAUAUAUUAAAACCACCACCUUACGAAAACCUCCAACUUCAUCCAAGAAAACGGAAUCGCCAAAGAGUUUAGAGCAGUCAGCCACACCAAAGAAAGAGGAAGUUGAAUCCCCUGUCAAUUACCCUAGUCUAUCAAGUGUCAAGGAGGAUACUAAUAAUAUGCCAAAGAGAACAAUAAGUUUUAUGAAAGAAAAAGAGGCUAAAGUGGAUGACAAAGUAGUGACACCUGUGGACUCGAUAAAACUUCCGGUUAAUGGGACCAAAGUUUCAGAUUUGUUGAAUAAAAAUAAAAUUACCGAAGUGUCUCAUCCUAAAAAUAAUUUAGAAAAAAUGACAGAUGUGGUAAACCAUAAUGAAAAAGUUGAAAAGAGUGUUGGACAAGAUUUUGAAAAAUCAAAAGGUUCAUGUGCACCAACACACAGACAUAAAUCAACUUCUGGAACAUCAUCAUCUGGUAGUAAGAAAUAUGAAUGUGCUAAGUGCCACAAGCGUAGUAAAAUUAAACGUUACAAUAUAGGUGUACAGUGCCGGCGUGAUAAGACGGAUUCAAAAUCUUCGCCACAUUCAUUGUCUGGAUCGGCACCAUGUGUGACCCAACCGUGUUUUGCUAAAGUGGAUUUUGGAAGUAAACAUGUAUCCUUGCCAAGACCCCCAUGUAAUGGUAAGCCUGGCUUGGAGAAAUAUAAAUAUGGUAACUAUAUGCAUAUAGAAACAUAUCCUAAUGGAGAUGCAACCGUGGUGCACAUGUAUCAAGAGGAGAUUGACGCUCUAAGCACUGAACAACAAGAGGAAUUGGCAACUGAAUUUCUAGAGGUUGUGUUUUCUGAAGAUGACAGUGGCUAUGCCCACCACGUUUGUGGAAUUGUCCACAAUGCUGCCAGAUACAUGCCAGACCUGCUCGAUUAUAUGGCUGAGUAUCAUCCCAACCUCAUUGUAAAGGCUGGGGUUAUAGGGCACAUUGGCAGAAAUUCAGACCUAGAGACAUACACAAUGGAAAAAUACAAGGCUGAGGUGUACAGAACAUACAGUAAUGGCACCUUCCGCACAGGUCCUCUACACCAAGUUAGUGUUGUUGGGACAGUGCAUGAAGAAGUGGGUGGCUAUUUUCCUAACUUCCUCGACAUGAUGGAAAAAAACCCAUUCCUUCGAAGGGCAAUGCCUUGGGGUCCAUUAUCUAUAGUAAAUAUGUCUUCACCACAACAAAGCAAUGAUGGCCCUAUUUUAUGGAUUCGACCUGGAGAACAGCUCAUACCAACAGCUGAACUGGGUAAAUCUCCAGCUAAGAGAAAAAGGAUAGGAAUAAAUGAGUUGCAACGCCUUCAGUAUUUACCUCGUGCCUCUAACGCCAGAGAAAUGAUGUUUGAAGAUCGCACUAAAGCCCAUGCUGACCAUGUAGGGGCUGGACUUGACAGGAAAACUACUGCAGCUGUUGGAGUGUUAAAAGCUGUCCAUUGUGGGAACGACUACUACCAUAAUCGUGUUGUGAAAGAUGUUGUAGCUUUUGAUGCCCAUGACUUUAAUGAGAUUGUAGAGAAGCUACAACUAGACCUUCAUGAGCCCCCAAUAUCGCAGUGUGUUCAGUGGAUCGAAGAUGCAAAACUGAAUCAGAUGCGUCGAGAUGGAAUGAAAUUUGCUCGCAUCCAACUAUGUGACAAUGAUAUUUACUUUCUGCCACGGAAUAUCAUUCAUCAGUUCCGCACUGUGACAUCAGUUUGCAGCGUUGCAUGGCACGUACAGCUGAAGCAGUAUUACCUUCCUAAAACUUCAGAGAAAGAGAAGGAAAAUGACAAGGAAAUGCCUGUCAAACAAGAAGCCUCACCAGUCCUCUCUCCAAUUAAAACAGAACUCCAAGAUAAAAAGAAGUCGUCAUCUGUUUCUUCAACUCCAUCUAAGCACCACAAGAGUCACAAGCAUGAGAGAAAGGACAAACAUGAGAAGGAAAGACACGAUAAGCACAGGCACAAACAUAAGGACAAGGACAGAGACAAAGACAAACAUAAGGACCAUCAUCGAGGUGAACGUAGGAGUGAACACAAAAGCAAAAAGAGAGAGAGGCCAGAGAAGGAUGAAACGGAGAAAGUAAAGAAACGGCUAAGAAUGGACUCCAGUUCCUCACUUGAUGAACCAGUUGUGGAAGGUAAGAAUGAGAAAAGUAUUUCAGGUGAUACAGGGGAACCGGAGGCUAAGAAGCCCAAAGUAGAAGAAAAUGGACCUAAAGAUGAAACAAAGAUUGAAGUAAAAGAUGAAUUAAACAUUGAACCAAAAGAAGAUUUGAAAGUUGAUAUCACUGGCGAAUCGGAAUUAUUACCAGAAACAACUAUUACCCCACUAGAAAAUCAGGUAGAUGUUACAGACAAAACUGUUGACAUUACUGAAGAGUGCCCCGAAAAUAACAAAAUAAGCUUAGAGGCUAGUCAAGUGAAAAAGGAAAAUGGAAGCCUUGAAAAAUCAGUUGCUGCCUCUAAAGUGAAAGCCACUGGAGCAGUAAACAGACCAAAAACUCCAAACAAAACUACAGGUGGACAACCAGCAUGUGAUGUUCUUGAGUCCAUUAUGGCUGGGAUGUCACAGUCAGGUAUGCACAAAUAAUGCAUGAGAAAGUGUUACUUGAAUAUAGAAUUUCUUAAAUAUGUAGAAAACACUUGUGAACUCAAUUUUUUGGGGGGAUGAACAUAAAGGAUUAUAAUAAAGACUGAGUUCCAUUAAUAAAUGAUAUGCAUUUAAUGCCUUAGAUACAUCAACAAGUAUGUUGUGUGACCUGGUGAUGCUCCUUCUUGGUGUCCUAAUCAGUAUGAGAAGAAACACUUCAUUCUUACAAGGGUUUCAAUUGCUUCUAAACACACCUAAGUGAUGUUCACUUCAAAUUCCCUGUGUUCUCUAUAGAUAGAGAUGUAUAUUGCUGUAGAUAUUAUGCCAACAUAUUUAUUCAUAGAUUUCACUAAAAUAGGGUAGAGUUGGGUAAUAAUAAAAUACCAGAAAGCCUUGUAACUGAAUAUCUUGUGCCAGUUCUCUCUUUCAAUGGUAGCAUGCUUUGAAGAUCAAAAGGCAUUCAAUAGUUAGUGCAAAAAAGUGACAAAAGGCCUAAGAGAACUGACAUUUUGUCAAUUCUUACAAACAUUUUGUAGUCAAAUUGGAUAUUUUUUUGUUUUGUAUGAUAAGACAAAAUAUUCUCCCAUUCUCACAAUUUGACAAGCAUCAGAUUUGAAGUGGCUUUUGCCUAACAUGAAGUGUAGGAACCUAGGGUAUCCACCCAAUCAUCAAGGCCAAUGUGCAUUAAUCUGAGAAAUUAUCAAUAUUGAGGUGCUUUCCAUUUCACUAAGCCACUGGAAUUUUAACACCUUAGUUGGUAUCUUGGCAAUUGUGGUGCAUUCAGUGAGAGGACAGAUUAAUAUAUCUUGCCUGGUUGCUGUGCUUAAGAGACUGUUAUUAUCAGUUAAUGUGAAGUAAUAUAAGUAAUGAUCUGGAUGUGUUGUGAUGAUCUUACCAAGAGGAAGGCCUCUGCUUGUGAGAGGAAGUGCAAUAUAAAUGUAAUUGGUCCUCAGUAUAAUUUUAUAAA
Molecule: messenger RNA, 6130 nt
Organism: Procambarus clarkii (red swamp crayfish)
Lineage: Eukaryota; Metazoa; Arthropoda; Malacostraca; Decapoda; Cambaridae
Product: lysine-specific demethylase 9
Cellular component (GO): nucleus
Source: RefSeq, a predicted model, not a curated record